AUGGUGCAAGAAGUCUAUUCUCAACAGUCUUAUCUUUCAUCGCCCAUUAGAUUUACAAGAAUGUUUUCAUCUAACAAUUGUAAUCAGGAAUCAUGGAAGUUAGGACAUUUGAAUCAUGUAGCUAUAGCUGUACCUGAUCUCAAAAAAGCAUCAGAGUUUUAUAAAAAUAUUUUAGGUGCUAAAGAAGUUAGCGAAGCUGUGCCACAACCAGAGCAUGGAGUAUAUACAGUUUUUGUGAACUUAGGCAAUACAAAAAUUGAACUUUUGCAUCCUUAUGGUGAUAAAUCACCAAUACAAAAUUUCUUAGAUAAAAAUAAAAAUGGUGGAAUUCACCAUGUUUGUAUUGAGGUUGAUGAUGUUAAAAUAGCCAUAAAAGAUAUAACAUCAAAAGGUAUUAGAGUUUUAGAUCCUGAACCAAAAAUCGGUGCUCAUGGCAAUCCUGUUGUUUUUUUGCAUCCAAAAGAUUGCAAUGGCGUUUUAGUUGAAUUGGAAGAAGUUAAAAAAUCUUA
Messenger RNA from Dentiscutata heterogama, 509 nucleotides. Lineage: Eukaryota; Fungi; Glomeromycota; Glomeromycetes; Diversisporales; Gigasporaceae. The record is from the annotation of a GenBank genome assembly.